AAUAUUACUGCCAGUUUAAAACAGUCGGCUCAGUCGGCUCAGUUGGCUUUGUCGUAUUCUGGGAUUUUAAAGUUAUCUACUUAAGCCUGAACGCUCUCGCUCUGCGUUUAAUAGCUGUAAGAUGUUGAUACCCUUAUAAUGGUGUCUUCAUAAUUACAGAAAAUGUAGUGGUCGUAAAAUCUAGCCGGUAAAUUUUUUUUACUUAAAUAAUGACUUUGACGCGGCAACUAGCCAUACAACUACAUAUUUGCAUCGAAACAUUGUUACAUUGACGGAUAGACUUUUGCGACUAUUUUUAAGAUAUAGCAACUACCAUAAAUGUAAAUUUUAUGCGACUAGAUUGGUAUUAGACGAUGGUCUAGUUUUUGAAUCCAAGUGAUAGCUAAACCACGCCCGGUCUGAUCUGCCCGGACAGCAGCCAGCACCACAAGAAACCUUCUUUUUUUUUUCACCGUUUCCUAUUUACCAUAAUAUUAUUACGAAAUGCGAAGCUAUUCAGACGCCAAUAAGCAACGAAUCACUGAUCUUAAUGCUAAGAUUAGAGAAAUGAUUCAAGAAACAACAGAAAUCUUGGUCAAAGAAGAAAACGUUUCCAGGGCAGAGGCGGAAGCCUCAAUUGGCUUCCAUUACGAGGCAACUUCAAUGGUUUUGAUAAAACGUAAAAGCCCUUACAAUGUUUUUACUGAAAGACUGGCAGCCGAAAAAAAAGCUGAACCCCACUCUGGCGACCAACCUCGAGGUAGUUUCCAAAGGGAGGCCUCGCAACUCUACCAGGCACUAGGACCGGAAGACAAAGCCGAUCUCGUGAAAAGUGUGCGGAUCGACUCUAACUUGAGUGAAACCUCGAAGCAUUCGCGUCAUGCCCGGGCAGUCAAGAAUUUCAAGAACCACUUGACCGCUUACAAUACCAUUUGUGGUUCGAAUUUCCUGCUGCUUUCUGUCUACCAGAACCCUUUGCCAUUGGAAGAUGGCAGCGUAGCUCCCGUGGUAGACUUGUUUUCGGCUGGAGCGCACUGUGAUGCGCUGAAACUUGAGUUGGGUGGCCUAAUCCAGAACAAUAUGCUGGAACGUCUGGGGGCCGAAAGUAGGGCAAGCAAAAAGGCUAAAAUUUACGACGAGAGCGCCAAUCGUUUAAGAAAAGAAUACAGGGAAAGACUUUUGCAGCUGUACCAAAAAUGCCCCUGUACGGAGAAUGCAAAAGCCUUUCCCUACAAAAAGCUUUGUGAUGGAACUGCUGACUUGGUCAUGCGUGGUUGGCCCCAGGGCGUCCCUGUAAAGCACGCUUCAGAGCAAAGUACUAGGUGUAUGAAGAUUGUCCUGAGGGCCAUAAAUGCAAACAAAAUUUCAUUUGUUUUGCCGGAGGAAACGAUGGAGCAAUGAAGGUGAUUGUAUUAUAUAUAUAUAUUUUUUUUAAUAAAUCUACUUUUUAAAAAUA
Messenger RNA from Mucor mucedo, 1435 nucleotides. RefSeq lists its product as uncharacterized. The transcript is spliced from 5 exons. NCBI's taxonomy places the organism in Eukaryota, Fungi, Mucoromycota, Mucoromycetes, Mucorales, Mucoraceae. The record is from RefSeq and is a predicted model, not a curated record. The coding region runs from base 484 to 1380 and encodes 298 amino acids.